UUUAGUGUUGCCGACGAGACGCAGAUUUUUAUGGCCACUUUCCUCGUGGAGUAAGCCACACUCGUUGAAAAAUACCUAACUCUCAGUCUACUGAAACAUGUAUAAACUAAAGUCGUUUCGUGUAUUUUUAAAUGAGCGUUUAACGGUGGCUGCUGUGGAGAUUUUCGGGGCAGCUGAGAAAACGGUAGUGGAGUACCAGGAGGAGAAUGAUCGUCUACGGAGACUGCUGCGGAUCACACCGGAGAUAAAACUAUAUAGAAUAGACCUGCAGCUCUCUCUUGCUGUCGCUGAAGAGGAGGUUCCCUCUGAGCUGCAGCACUGUGAGCAGGAGUGGAGCGCCAGUCUGGGGCAGCAGGAUCCAGAGCACACACAGAUUAAAGAGGAACAGGAGGAACUCCGGGCCAGUCAGGAGGAAGAGCAGCUUGAAGGGCUCUUUGAUACGAACGAUUCCAUAUUCACUCCUCCUUAUGUGAAAAGUGAACUUGAUCAGGAGGAACCACUUCACAAAGCCAUACUAGCUGAAUACCCAACUCUCAGUCGACUGAAAAUGUCUAAACUAGAGUCGUUUCGUGUGUUUUUAAAUGAGCGUUUAAAGGCAUCUGCUGCUGUGGAGAUUUUCAGGGCAUUUGAGAAAAUGGUUGCGGAGUACCUGGAGGAGAAUGAUCGUCUACGGAGACUGCUGCGAAUCACACCGGAGAUAAAACUAUGUAGAAUAGACUCCCUGAAGCUCUCUCUUGCUGUCUCUGAAGAGGAGGUUCCCCCUGAGCAGCAGCGCUGUGAGCAGCAGUGGAUCCCCAGUCUGCAGCAGGAGGACCUAGAGCCCACACAGAUUAAAAAGGAACAGGAGGAAUUGGGGACCAAUCAGGAGAAAGAGCAGCUCUUUGAUGCCGAAGACUCCAUAUUCCCUCCUUCCUGUGUGAAAAGUGAAUGUGAUCAGGAGGAUCCACUUCAGUGCUUGACUCUUCCCCAAACCCAGACUGUGGAAAACAGAGAGAGUGACACUAAAUCAGUGGAUCUCACACCUUUUGUAACCGUGACUCACAUAAAGGAUUUCAAAAUUCCCUGUGCCCCUCCAGAUGAUCAAAACGUAGCCUCCAGCCAGAGCUCAGCCGAAAGCAGCGACCCAGUAGGACUUGACAGCAGACCACAAUUGCAUCCUUGCCCACUAUUGGAUCCAAACCUAUCAAUGGGGGAACAUUAUUCCAAACUUAGCAACAUGUCUAGAAAAACUCACCGCUGCCGUGACUGUGGUAAAAAGUUUGCUCUGAAACCUGACUUGCAGAAUCAUUUGACUCUCGCCAAGAAGAGACUCAGCGAAUGUCAGUUUGGCAAAAAACGCUUCAACUCCACUUGUGAACUGAAGACCCAUGUCCGACUCUGUCAAGGUGGCAAACCCUGCACCUGCCCUGUUUGUGGCAAGACCUUCAAAGAAACAAAAUUUCUGUCCAGGCACAUGAGGAUUCACACUGGAGAGAAACCAUUUAGCUGUGUUGACUGCGGUAAAAGCAUCACUCUCAAGCAACUCACAAAUGUGGAAAUUCUGGAGAUUUUUGUCAAUUCUGACAAUGAGUCUGAGUAUGAAACGGAGGAAUCAGAUUCUGACAGUGACUGUAAGGAGCUGCCGCCAAACCUCAUGGGCAUUGAGAACCCUGAAUCUGAGGACCCCUUGACCACCGACAAAGUCCCAGGUCCCUCUGAAGAUGCUGGUGGUGAAGGAGGCACACCAACAGUGGGUGAAGUACUGGAGGUCUGCGGUAGCUGGAAGGCCACCAGCCAUUUCACCCCUCCUGGCCUUGCUGUUGGCUUUGAUGAGUCCCAGUCUGGAGUAAAAAGCCCCUUUUCAUCUCCCUCUGCAGCAGAGUGCUUCAAGCUGUUUCUGACAGAGAAGCUGAUGGGAGACAUAGUGGAGGAGACUAAUCGCUAUGCCUUGGAGCUGCUGGAGAGGAGAGAGCCAGGAGUGAGGGGGAAGCUUGCUAAAUGGGUGACAACCACAAUUAGUGAAAUGUAUACCUUCCUAGUGACAGUCCUUCUCAUGGGAAUAGUGAAGAAGAACUCUCUAAGGGAAUACUGGUGCACGGAUCCUAUGUUUGCAACUCCAUUCUUUGCCACCCUCUUUUCCCAAGACCGCUUCCUAGUCCUGCUGCGAUGCCUGCAUUUCGUCAACAAUGCUACUGCCAACCUAAAUGACCCCUUACACAAAAUAAGAAAUGUUCUUACCAGCCUGACAUCAGCAUUCGGUCAGGUCUUUAUGCCAUACAAGGACUUAUGCAUUGACGAGUACUUGAUGUUAUGGAAGGGUAGGCUGGCAUUCCGUCAAUACAUUCCCUCCAAAAGGCACAGGUUUGGGGUGAAGUUAUUUUUUUUGUGCGAUGUGAAGACAGGAUUUGUCCAGGACAUUAUAGUUUACACAGGGUCCACCACUGACGUCCAACAUUAUGAAGGGCUUGGGGUGUCCGGGUCCGUGGUGAUGACCAUGCUGGCUCCUCAUCUCGGGAGGGGCCACACUUUGUAUGUGGACAAUUGGUACAGCAGUCCCACACUCUUCCAGCAUCUGCUCUCCAACAGCACAGGAGCCUGUGGCACAGUCCAAUCAAACAGGAAGGGGAUGCCGUCAUUUGGAAGCAGGAAGAUGCAGAGGGGAGAGGUGGAGUUCAAGGAGAACGGUCAACAGCUGGCAGUAAAGUGGCAUGACAAACGAGACGUACAUGUUCUUUCCACUGUCCAUACAGCAACCAUGUCACCCACAGGGAAGUUUGACCACCUGACAGGUGAGCGGAAGAUCAAACCAGACUGUGUGCUUGACUAUAACCGCAAAAUGGGGGCAGUGAAUAAGGCAGACAUGAUAAACCGCUUUGUGGCAUGCGCCUGGAAAACCACCAAGUGGUAUAAGAAGAUAUUUUUCCAUCUGAUCGACACUGCUGUCCUCAAUGGCCACAUAGUUCACCGCCAGCUAUCAGGUGAGGUGAUUACCUACCAAAAGUACAGAGAGAACCUCAUGAGAGAGCUGCUGGAGGAGCACCACACCCCUCGGCGUCCACCCACUGGGGGCCGUCCUGCUGCAGACAAUCCCUUACGCCUCAAUGCACGGCAUUUUCCCUCAAAAGUCCCUCAAACUGCUGCACAAGGUAGUCGCACACGGAGGCACUGCAAAGUCUGCCUUUCCAGCACCAGGAGAAGGAAGCAGAGGAAGUUGACAAAGUACAUGUGUGUACCUUGCGACAUACCCCUGUGUGUUGCGCCGUGCUUUGGGGAGUACCAUACGCUCAAGCACUAUUGAGCACAUCUGCAGAAAUUACUGACUGACUGAAUUGAAAGGUGACCUGCCAUGAUACAAUGACUUUAGGGGUGGGGAUGCAGUUUUUGUUCAACCGCUACGUGAAUAUUGAAAUAUGGGCUAGGCAUGUUUGUAAUGAAAUGACAGUUGUCAUUGUCUUUUCUUUAAAAAAAAAUCCUCCAGUAAAACUGUAAAGAAGUGUACGUUCAAAGAGUAUGUUGUUAGAAUACAAAAGCUGGCCUCAAUCUUCGGAAACAGAUGUCAGCAACUCCAUUUCCAGUUAUGAUGUUGGCAAAUUGCGUUCAAUAUUGUUUGUUUCUGAAAGUAAAGAAUAUAGAUGAGUUAUUAGUAAUUGCAAUAGAAUAUCAGGAAUUAGCAAUAAAACAACAUUACAAUGAAGUAACAUUACACUGCUAUAAGAAUAUUAAGUUGCAUUUACAACAUGUAUAUAUGCACCAGUAAUUGAAUAGCUCCACAAGGGGGCAGGGCAGAGCUAUGUUUAACAGGCUAAAUAAAUACACAGGCUUGAUCAUGAGGGCAGCUUCAAAAGGAUACAACACAAGCUUAUACUUCUCUGACAUGAUUAGCAGUUUUUUACAGAACUAAGGGAAGAAUGUACAUAAGCACAAUUCAGUAUAACACCAUAAAGGUUAUGCAAUUAGUACCUCGCAUGUCUGCAGUUAUAAAGGAAUAGACAGAAUACAUAUUGCUCCAUACAUGCAUAUCUUGUGCUACAGUUGAAAUUAGUUAAAACGAUAAUACAGAAACUAUUAUGCUAAGGUAAAUAACGCACACGUGUACAAAGUAAUUAUUAUUAAAGAAAACAACAUCGAAGGCAAUGCGGGUGCCAGCGGCAACACCUGCCAGGGGUAAAACGUUGGGGCAGGUUUUGUUCUGACUGGAGAUGCACAAAUGUCUGCAUUCUUGACCUGGGCAAACCCUGGGGGACUGCUUGGGCUCAUCCAAGAGAGAAGUUGUCUGGCUCAUUUAAACUUUUGCAUAGCAUGUCUCAAAUGUAAAUUUCCCGCGACAGUGAAAUGGGCUAGCAACUUCUGUGUAAUAAUGAGGCGGAAUGCACCUAAUUUCAGAGUGACAUUUGAAGAUAAUUUGAAAUUGACAAAUUGAAACAGCCUAUAGAUCAUUAGUGUAACGGAUGUGAAAUGGCUAGCUAGUUAGCGGGUACGCGCUAGUAGCAUUUCAAUCAGUUACGUCACUUGCUCUGAGACUUAAGUAGUGUUGCCCCUUGCUCUGCAAGGGCCACGGCUUUUGUGGAGCGAUGGGUAACGACGCUUCAUGGGUGACUGUUGAUGUGUGCAGAGGGUCCCUGGUUCGCGCCCGUGUCGGGGCGAGGGGACGGUUUAAAGUUAUACUGUUACAUUGAUGCUGUUGACCGGAUCACUGGUUGCUGCGGAAAAGGAGGAGGUCGAAAGGGGGGUGAGUGUAACGGAUGUGAAAUGGCUAGCUAGUUAGCGGGUACGCGCUAGUAGCAUUUCAAUCAGUUACGUCACUUGCUCUGAGACUUAAGUAGUGUUGCCCCUUGCUCUGCAAGGGCCGCGGCUUUUGUGGAGCGAUGGGUAACGACGCUUCGUGGGCGACUGUUGUUGAUGUGUGCAGAGGGUCCCUGGUUCGCGCCCGUGUCGGGGCGAGGGGACGCCCUAAAGUUAUACUGUUACAUUGAUGCUGUUGACCCGGAUCACUGGUUGCUGCGGAAAAGGAGGAGGUUGAAAGGGGGGUGAGUGUAACGGAUGUGAAAUGGCUAGCUAGUUAGCGGGUACGCGCUAGUAGCAUUUCAAUCAGUUACGUCACUUGCUCUGAGACUUAAGUAGUGUUGCCCCUUGCUCUGCAAGGGCCGCGGCUUUUGUGGAGCGAUGGGUAACGACGCUUCAUGGGUGACUGUUGAUGUGUGCAGAGGGUCCCUGGUUCGCCCCCGUGUCGGGGCGAGGGGACGGUUUAGAGUUAUACUGUUACAUUAGCACGCAGUGUGCUGUGCUUUGAAGGCAGCAGGGGUUAACUGUCCUGUUGUGUAACAAUCACAUUUUGGUACAGAGAGCGCAUUCUGACAUCACAAGCAUAAAAACAGACAUUUGGAACUCCGGUGUGAAAAGGAAAAACAUUUAUACUUUCCAGAAAAUCUAUCCUUCUGUCCAAGAGUAUUUUUCAUCCAUUUUGACCCUAUGGUACUCAUUCAUGAUAUUGUUUGAAAUGGAACAUUUUGGGAAGUAAUUAUAUACAGUGGAGUCGUAAGUGCAAACUGUUUAAAGAGAUAUUCCAGAGGCUUGAAAACGAUCUCGUUAUUAUUAUUUUUUCAACCUCCCGUUUUGGACUUGAUGUGUCAAUGUAUGGCUCAUACAUGCAUAAUAAACAAUCUACAAUCUACCUGACAGUUAGUGCUUGUACCUGUCAUGUAGUGAAUGUGUGCGCUCUGAAGUCACAGGGCUGCAUGGGUUUACCAUUAGUUAUCUUAAUAACAGCGAAAAUACACUGAACAAAAAUAGAAACGUAACAUGUAAAGUGUUGGUCCCGUGUUCAUGAGCUGAAAUAAAAGAUCCCAGAAAUGUUACAUACAAAAAAUGUAUUUCUCUAAAAUCUCAAAUAUAAAAUAUAUCUUGAUUUGUUUAACCCUUUUCUGUUUACUACAUGAUUCCAUAUGUGUUAUUUCAUAGUUUUGAUGUCUUCACUAUUAUUUUACAAUGUAGAAAAUAGUACAAAUAAAGAAAAACCCUGGCAUUA
Messenger RNA from Salvelinus fontinalis (brook trout), 6004 nucleotides. RefSeq lists its product as uncharacterized. The coding region runs from base 98 to 3277 and encodes 1059 amino acids. Lineage: Eukaryota; Metazoa; Chordata; Actinopteri; Salmoniformes; Salmonidae. The transcript has 4 exons. The record is from RefSeq and is a predicted model, not a curated record.